GAGAGAGGAACAGACAGCGGCCAGGAUGCUAAAUCUGCUGGUGCUGCUGCUUCUGGACCUAACCGGUCCGGGUCACGCGGCCCCCGCCCCAGGCCCGGCAGUGGAGCGAGCAGGCAUCGUGGGGGGCCAGGAGGCGGCUGGGAGCAAGUGGCAGUGGCAGGUGAGCCUGCGGUUCCAGCUGCAGUACUGGAUGCACUUCUGCGGGGGCUCCCUCAUCCACCCCCAGUGGGUGCUCACCGCGGCGCACUGCGUGGGACCGGACAUCAAAGACACCGCGGACAUCCGGGUGCAGCUGCGAGAGCAGCACCUGUACUACCAGGACCGGCUGCUGCCCGUCAGCAGGAUCAUCGUGCACCCCAACUUCUACUCCGUCCAGGACGGGGCGGACAUCGCGCUCCUGGAGCUGCAGGACCCUGUGAACACCUCCAGCCGCGUCCACACGGUCACCCUGCCCCCUGCCUCAGAGACCUUCCCCUCGGGGACGCCGUGCUGGGUGACAGGCUGGGGCGACGUGGACAAUAAUGUGCACCUCCCGCCACCGUUCCCCCUGAAGGAGGUGGAAGUGCCCAUCGUGGAAAACGGUGACUGUGACCACAAGUACCACACGGGCCUCUCCACGGGGGACGGCGUCCACAUCGUCCGUGAAGACAUGCUGUGUGCA
This is a messenger RNA of Tupaia belangeri chinensis (Chinese tree shrew), 661 nucleotides long. Its product is annotated as tryptase delta-like. The transcript has 5 exons. Gene Ontology annotation, biological process: proteolysis. NCBI's taxonomy places the organism in Eukaryota, Metazoa, Chordata, Mammalia, Scandentia, Tupaiidae. Gene Ontology annotation, molecular function: serine-type endopeptidase activity. The annotation marks the transcript as partial. The record is from RefSeq and is a predicted model, not a curated record.